Molecule: messenger RNA, 1596 nt
Organism: Acaulospora morrowiae
Lineage: Eukaryota; Fungi; Glomeromycota; Glomeromycetes; Diversisporales; Acaulosporaceae
Source: the annotation of a GenBank genome assembly
AUGCUGACUUGGGUACGCGAUAACCUCAAAAGCCUCAAACCGAAGAACUUUUACGAAAGAUAUUCCUACUCGCACACCUCACGGAAGCAUGCCGAAGAAAAAUUGCGAGAGUUAUUAACGGCAAUCAAGAAUGAGAACAAUAGUUACAAUCGCAAGUUGGCGAUUUGUUUCCUAGAUAGUUUCGAGCCGUGGACGCAGUCAAUCGACUGUGAGAAGUAUUGGUUGAAUGUAGAAGUCUUACUCCGCAGGUCGGCACACGAAGUGUUAGGACGAAAUUCAGCGUAUGAAACGAUCAAAAACUUCGUUAAGAAGAUUAAUGACGAAGAAGAGACUCUGGAUGAAUUCCAACCGCCAUCAAAAAGGUUUAAGGAGGAUGAACAGUCACAUACUCCAGAAAAUAAGAUCAGAGCCGUCAGUUAUGGAAUGUUUCCGAAUGAAAGCUCACCCGGGAUGACGACGACUUCGUUGUAUGUGCCAUCUUCUCCCGAUUCCAUUACUAGCGAAGACUUUAUAAAGACAGAAAAGCACAGUUACCUAGUGGUUAAAAAAUGCGAAUCCAUGGCAGUCAUCCUGAGUGCUAUUGAGGAACUGGCUUUAAGCCAUGUGUUUGUUUUUCAGGAAGAAAGCCCCCACGGACUGUGCGAAUAUUUCGACGAUGAAUUAUGGGAAGAGCUUUUUGUUGAGUUUCGAAAACUGUAUCCGUACGCAUCAAUCCCGGAAAAGAUUUAUGAUUUGUCAUCAAACAUUAUUAAGAUCGCGUCCGAGGGACUAAAUUACAAAGAACGUCAAACAAUUGCAAGGCGCUACUUACGAUCUUUUGAGACCACAACUGAAGAAGAAGAAAUAAUGAUAGAAAUAUUCAGUGGCUUGGUUAACAAUGAGCAUUUCUUGUUUAUGAGAAAUAAUAACGUUGAGGACACCCACGCUAUUCAAAACGUCAAUUCGAUAAUAGUAAGGCCCUUUUUCAAGAGUAGUAGAAAAAUUACUUUUGAAGGGGCGAACAAAAUGUGUGAGUCAUCCGCAAUUGCCAAAAGACGCUUUGAUCCUGUUCUUCUGGGCACGAAGCCAGAUUUCACCGUCAUGACGACAAAUCCUAAGAAACAUGUUGAGUUGCUCAUUGGUGAGGUAAAACCACAGAAAACGAGAGAUGCACUUGUUUCGGAGGAUCUUGUCUCUCUUGGAAAAAUGAUGAAGAACGCCUUAGAUAAAUCAAUUAAGGAUGGCAUAGAUGAUCUGGUCAUUUGUGGCCUGCAGGUGAUUGGGUUCGUUGGAAGAGCCUACGUGAUGGACCUCCGGUUUGAAGGGAUUUAUCGCAUGAUAUUGAUUGGAGAGUUUGAGCUUCCGAGGGGUUUCACGUCAUGGGGUUCUGUCUUGCGGUGUUAUAGGGUCCUGAACACAAUUCGGGUUAUGGUCAAUAAUAUGGCUACUUUAUACCAGUCUGCUAUAAGAAUGAACAUCAAACAAACGCAAUCAGAGAAGAUAAAAUUGAUCAAGCCGAUUCCUAAAUUGUGGACAGAAUCCAAGAAGAGUCUUUUAACUUACAGACUAUACGACUAUGCGGUAAAUUUAUUGCAACAAAAUGGAUACGAUAGGUAG